This is a messenger RNA of Aspergillus niger, 1281 nucleotides long. RefSeq lists its product as uncharacterized. Gene Ontology annotation, molecular function: RNA polymerase II cis-regulatory region sequence-specific DNA binding; DNA-binding transcription factor activity, RNA polymerase II-specific. The coding region runs from base 1 to 1281 and encodes 426 amino acids. The transcript is spliced from 3 exons. Gene Ontology annotation, biological process: regulation of transcription by RNA polymerase II. The record is from RefSeq and is a predicted model, not a curated record. NCBI's taxonomy places the organism in Eukaryota, Fungi, Ascomycota, Eurotiomycetes, Eurotiales, Aspergillaceae. Gene Ontology annotation, cellular component: PcG protein complex; transcription regulator complex.
AUGGUUGCCGCAGACGGACAUUUUGAUCAUCAGCAUUUGGUACCGAAUCCCGGGCUCGACCACACGUCAUCGCCUAAGAUGAAGUCGGAACCUGGUGUUUCCGAUGCUGGUGAUCAAGCUGUCCUUGCAUACCCCCCUCAUGGUCCGCUCGGCCAGGUGCCGAACAUGGCCCAUGAUAUGCGCUAUGCACACCAGGCACACCCGGGGCCGGGGCUGCCCCUUUUGCAGAAUCCUUUUGUUCCUGGGGCCUAUGCCGGUAAUGCUCAAAUACCGAACGCCGGUGCCCCUCAAGGGAGGCCGGAUCCUCCUCCCAAAACCUUCCACUGUGGUACUUGCGGUAAAGGAUUCGCCCGCCGCAGUGAUCUUGCAAGACACGAACGCAUUCACUCCGGUAUCAGACCUCAUGCUUGUGACUGGCCUGGCUGUGGCAAACAAUUCAUCCAACGUUCAGCUCUGACGGUGCACUCCCGAGUCCACACUGGAGAGAAGCCUCAUAUGUGCGAGAGAUGUGGCAAGCCUUUCAGUGAUUCGUCCUCCCUAGCGCGGCACCGCAGAAUCCAUUCUGGGAAGCGUCCCUACAAGUGUCCGUAUGCGAACUGCCAGAAGACAUUUACUCGUCGCACUACCUUGACACGCCAUCAGAAUCACCACACGGGUACAAUCGAGGAAGCCGCUGCAGAAACCGAGGCCAAUCUGAGGCAAAACAAGGAGAGAGCGAGAAUGCCUGGUGAUAUGUUCUCCGAGCAUGGCUCUGUCCAUUCUACCCCCUCUCCGGCACACCAUCCUAUCUCUCCAGCUGGCGAUCUCCCUCCCUUGAAUAUGCCUCGCUCCGACUACUACAUGCCGAAUGGAUCGAUUCCACCCCAUGUUCGCGGCGGUUUCACGCAGGCUAGUCCCCGGGCGUCCCCGACCGCCACGUCCCCAUCGUUGUCUAGUUAUGGUAGCGCUCCGCACCCCCGUCCAUCGAUGACUUCCCAUCCGUCUGGGUACGGUCCUCCGCAGCCUCUUGAGCCGCCCGCCAACAACGACCACCGGCCCAAUAGCGUUAGCGGAAGCCCGCACAUGACCAGCCUGGGUUGGCCUUCUCCUUCGCAUGCCAGCAUCCCGUCGCCUGGCUCCGCAACCGAUUUCUAUCCUGAAACUAGCGGGCCCGCAUAUCCGAGCGCCAUGCCCCCUCACAUGUACUUCCCCAACUCCACCAUCCGGCGGCCCACGAGCACUGAACCGGAUAGCUAUGACCUGAAGCACAAGAUGGAGAGCGCAUGGUCGACUCCGGUCUAA